AUAGCCUAUCAGUUUCUGCAAAAAACUUAGGCUUUCAUUUUCAUUCACCUCCUUGGUUUCCAGGAUGAUGCAGAUCAGUUCAGACGGAGGCUCUCUUGAUUCUGCAACUACAAGCUGCAAGGAGCCAGAUUCAUUUCUUGCUUUAUUCCUUUUGUAUUUAACAGCAAGGGCUUCACCGCUCCAUCUGUCUCAUUGCUGUGGAGAGUCUGGGAGCUACUGGUGGAGAAGUAAACAUAAAAAGUGUUAAUCAUUUCACUGCUAAUCAUUUGAAUGACCAUAUAUGGUGCUACUUAGAGAGAAAGACCGCUUUCUUUUCCUGGUUUUCCUCCAAGCUUCUCAUUAGCUAGUGUUUAGUUGGUUGAUGGAAGUUUUUAGCAAGAUAGCUAUUUGUGAAAACAUUACUUCAAAGCCUGUUCAUAUUUCAGCAGAAUAACAACCAGAAGUAGCCGAAAUUUUUGUCGAGAGGAUGGAAUUAUACAUGCAUGACCAGAAGUUUCUACACAAGUAGUCGCUGCUAGCCUUUCCAAGAGCAGAGCAGAGCCAUUCGGAGGAAGGCAUUGCUGCCAGAUGGUUAUCAACAUCACAGCUUUUUAGUUGCAGAAUUGACAAACAACAGACAAAAAAAUCCAGCUAUUUCUAUUUAUACCUGCCUGUGCCGUGGUGACUGUGACGACGUGGUGGAUGCAGCAUUUCCCCCAUGUUGUGGACGGCUCUGGACUCCAGGUGCAGCCGCGCACUGGGUGCAGAGGGCUCGUUUCUGAGGGAGAGUUUUAAAUAUCAAGCAGCAAAGAGAAGAUUUUGGUAAAGGCAGUACACGAGUAUAGUUUUAAAAUUGCUAUUGUACUCGUUCCUAUCUCAUCUGCUCGAUUAUUCCAUCUUCUGCGUAUUACAUUGCUCUUAAACAGUUUUUAAAUUAUCCCGAGAAGCUUACCUGCAUGUGACCUAGCUGGGUUUACCUACAGUGGGGCACACCGUGUCUGUGCUCUGUCGGUCACGGAGUGAGGGCGACGCGAGGCGACGCGAAGGGUGGCCAUGGCGCUGGUUCCCUACAGCGGCGGCGGGGCCCUGCCCGGCUUGCACAGCCCCGCCGUCACCUACCACUUCGCCGGCCGUCCCCUCCGCAUCGAGCAGAGCUGGGCGCAGCAGGGCGUCGCGGCCGUCGUCUGGGACGCGGCCGUGGUGCUGUGCGCUUACCUGGAGGCGGGAAGCGUUGAUCUCCGUGAGCGGACUGUCAUCGAGCUGGGAGCCGGGACCGGCCUGCUGGGAAUAGUGGCCGCCUUGCUGGGUGCUCGCGUCACCGUCACGGACCGGGCGGCAGCGCUGGCGCUCCUGGAGUCAAACGUCCGGGCUAACCUACCCCCCGAGCUUCAGCCGCGGGCUGCCGUGAAGGAGCUCACCUGGGGAAAGGACCUAGGCGGCUUCCCUGCCGGGGCGUUCGACCUCAUCCUGGGCUCAGACAUCGUCUACCUGGAAGACACUUUUGCGGAUCUGCUUCGGACGCUGGAGCACCUGUGCGCCGCGCACACCGUCGUCCUGCUGUCCUGCCGCAUCCGCUACGAGCGGGAUCUGAGCUUCCUGGAGAUGCUGAGAGGCCGUUUCUCCGUACAGGAGGUCCACUACGAUCCCAGUAAGGACGUACAUGUAUACAAAGCGCAGCGGGCCGGUCGCAAGGAUGAAAUUUGACUCCCUGCUUUGUUAGUAAGCCAUCGAUGCUGUUCAAUCCUCCCCUUGUUUCUACCGAAUACACUUGUUUUUAAGCAUAAAAUUGCAGGGAUUGUAUUUUUUCCACUGGCUUGUCCGAUGUGGCAAGGAUUGUGCACGCUAGCAAUCUGCCUGUUGAACCUGUGCUUAAUUCCUCGAUACGAGAUGUAUAAAGUCUUCCACUGACUUUUCAUCUAAUACCAUUUCUCGAAGCUGAUUUAAAUCGUAGACAUCUCCAUGUAUGUAAAACAUUAUUAAAAGAUCUGUUGUUUAAAAUCAAA
Rhea pennata is the source of this 1982-nucleotide messenger RNA. It is a transcript of the gene METTL21A, whose product is annotated as methyltransferase 21A, HSPA lysine. The coding region runs from base 1033 to 1683 and encodes 216 amino acids. Gene Ontology annotation, biological process: peptidyl-lysine methylation. Gene Ontology annotation, cellular component: cytosol; cytoplasm. The transcript is spliced from 4 exons. Gene Ontology annotation, molecular function: protein-lysine N-methyltransferase activity. Lineage: Eukaryota; Metazoa; Chordata; Aves; Rheiformes; Rheidae. The record is from RefSeq and is a predicted model, not a curated record.